Messenger RNA from Bemisia tabaci, 504 nucleotides. The record is from RefSeq and is a predicted model, not a curated record. NCBI's taxonomy places the organism in Eukaryota, Metazoa, Arthropoda, Insecta, Hemiptera, Aleyrodidae.
UAUGGAGAAGCCCAUAUAUUCUGUGUUUAUUCUAUGGUCAGGUCAUGUCAUCAGCUACACAUUUAUUUUAUUUUAAUCUGUACGCACAUGUUCGGGCGAUGAAAUUUUCUUUAGUUUGUAUGAAUCAUGUACUCAUUUUUUAAUACUGUCAACCUAGUCCAUUUAGUUUAUUUCCUUCUCCAAGCAAGCCACGGACUUUGUCAAGAGUUCAUCAGUUGCAACGGGUUCGUCAAAAGCAAUGCCGGCGUUGAUCUAUCCAAUGUUGAAAUCCAGCUAGUGUCGAAACAGGGUGCUCUAAAAGACCACAUAGACGCUGCCCCCAACAACGGAUAUUAUGUACUUCAAGUUUUUGAUAGGGGUGAAUAUGUGUUGAAGGUCUCUGGACCCUCUGGAUGGGUUUUCAUGCCCUCUGAGAUAGCAUUAAAUGUGGACGGAGCCAAUGAUCCAUGCAGUCAAGGGAAGGACAUAAACUUUCAUUUCCAAGGAUUUGUUGUGAAUGGGACG